AUGUUGUUAAUUAACCGAAAUGAUAAUGAAAAUGUAGAAGAUGACAAGAAAUAUAAAUUCAAUAUAUCGGGAUUUUUCAAAAAGAAAGGAGAUGAACCAAAGCCUAUACAAGAAGAAGAUGAGGUUGAAGAAGAAUUUAAUUACUCAACUAUGAUUAAUGAUGAAGAAAGAUAUACAUCAUUUGCAACUGAAUGUAUAUCGUUACAAAAUAGUGAAAUGUCAAAUUUUGAAGAACCAAGUAGAAAGCCACAACAGCAACCACCAGAAAGGCCACCAAUUAGAAGAAAUUUGAAAAGUUUAUUACGUAUUGGUUCAUUUACAAAUCAUAAUAUAUAUUCAACCAAUCCACAUCACACAGAAGAAGAUUAUCUGGACCUGGAGUCAGAUUUAAAUUUUGAUCCAAAACAUGAAGAAAAUGAAGAUGAUUAUAAAGUUGGUGGUUAUCAUCCGGUAACAAAAGGUGAAACAUAUUAUCUGAAAAAAAAUUCAUAUUUAAUACUUCGAAAAUUGGGUUGGGGACAUUUUUCUACUGUUUGGUUAGCAAAACAAAAUGAGGAUAAUUAUGUUGCAGUGAAAUUUGUUAAAUCAAAUAAGAAUUACACUGAAGCAGCAAGAGAUGAAAUACGGAUAAUGAAAACAUUAAAUGAUCCUAUAAAGUAUUAUGAACAUUUACCGGAGAGAUAUUUGACAUAUUUUGAAAAUCAUGAUUCUGAAAAUGUAAUGAAAUUAUUAGACGAUUUUGAAAUUACAGGUCCACAUGGAAGUCAUAUAUGUAUGGUCUUUGAAAUAUUGGGUGAAAAUAUACUUAAUUUAAUUUAUAAUUAUAAAAAGUUUUAUAAAUCAUUAGAUACUAAAAUUCAAAAAAAGGGUGAAGAAAUCAAAUUUACUAAAAAAGAUACAAUUAUGAAAAGUACAAAAUCGAUGUUGAGUUUGGGAUUAAAAGAGAAUUCUAUAUCACCUGUUGAAACUGAAGAAGAGGAGGAGAUUGAACAAAAAUUAAACUCAAUGAAUUCAGAAUCACUUGUUAAAUUAAUGGAAACUUCAAAAAAUGUUGGUGGAAUUCCAUUAACAUUAGUUAAACAAAUUACAAAACAAAUGUUGCUAGCAGUCAACUAUAUACAUCAUUGUGGUGUUAUACAUACAGAUUUAAAACCCGAAAAUAUACUUAUAGAUAUAAAAGACAUUAAUAAAAUUAUAAAAACAAUAGAAGAUAAGAAACCUCCAAGUAGAAGGACUUCAAUUUUUAGAAAAAAUUCAACUAAACAAUCAUCGUCGUUAACAAGAACAUUAUCAACGUCAUCACAAUCAUCAUUUUAUUAUAAAAAGAAAUAUUAUGAUUCACCAGUUAGAUCAUCAAAACCAUUUUCGACUUCAGUAUCGUCGGAAAUUCUAUUUAAUGACGUUGAUUAUACAAAAUCAGUUUCUAAAGCAAUAAGUCCACGAAAGUUUAGUUUUGAUGAACCUAAAAUUUCGAUAAAAAUCGCUGAUUUUGGUAAUGCAACAUUUACUGAUGAACAUUUUACUAAUCAAAUUCAAACUAGACAAUAUAGAUCACCAGAAAUUAUAAUGAGAUAUAAAUCAUGGGGGGCAUCAACAGAUUUAUGGUCAAUAGGAUGUAUAAUAUUUGAAUUAAUUACUGGAGAGUUUUUAUUUGAUCCACACGAUGGGAAAUUUUUUGAUAAAGAUGAAGAUCAUUUAGCUCAAAUUAUAGAAUUAUUAGGACAUUUUCCAAAUGAUGAAUAUUUAGUAGAUUGUAAAUUAACAAGUAAAUUUUUUAAAUUACAUCCUGAAGAUCAUAGAAAAAUUAUAUUUAAAAAUAUUGAUAAUUUGAAAUAUUGGGAUUUAAAAAGUGUAUUAAUUGAAAAGUAUAAAUUUGAUAAAAAUGAUAUUGAAGUUGAAUUAAUUAGUGAUUUAAUAUUAAAAUGCUUAAAAUUUGAAUUAAAUGAAAGAUUUGAUGCAAAUUCUUUAUUACAACAUCCAUGGUUUGAAGAAACUUAUGGAUUGGAUUCUAUUGAAAGAGCAAAAGCAAUGACGAACGAACAUGAUGAUUUACCUGGGUAUAUAGAUUUGUGUAAAGAAUAG
Molecule: messenger RNA, 2082 nt
Organism: Insectozyma verbasci
Lineage: Eukaryota; Fungi; Ascomycota; Pichiomycetes; Serinales; Debaryomycetaceae
Source: the annotation of a GenBank genome assembly